Molecule: messenger RNA, 741 nt
Organism: Nasonia vitripennis (jewel wasp)
Lineage: Eukaryota; Metazoa; Arthropoda; Insecta; Hymenoptera; Pteromalidae
Gene: Atp5h
Product: ATP synthase, H+ transporting, mitochondrial F0 complex, subunit d
Exons: 3
Coding region: 66-587 (173 amino acids)
Biological process (GO): proton motive force-driven ATP synthesis
Molecular function (GO): proton transmembrane transporter activity
Source: RefSeq, marked validated
CUACACGACUUUGCUCCUCUCGGCGGUGCUGAACUACUCCUCGAAAGCGACACAGGGUAAUAAUCAUGGCAACUCGUCGGGCCAUCAAGGCUAUUAACUGGACCGCACUCGCCGAGCGUAUUUCGGAGGCCGAGAGGGGCACCUUCGCCGCCUUCAAGGCCAAAUCCGACCAAUAUCUCAGGAGAGUCAACGAGAACUCGGAGUCUGCACCCAAGAUCGACUGGGCCUUUUACAAGAGCAGGAUUGGAAUUCCUGGAUUGGUCGACAAGUUCCAGAAGGAAUAUGAAUCUGUGAAGAUCGACUACCCAGCUGACAAGUACACCCCGUUGAUCGAGGCUCAGGAGAAAGAAGCUCUCGAAGCAGUACAGAAGUUCAUCAGCGAUUCCAAUGCUCGCAUCGCAGAGAACCAGAAGCAAAUCAAAAAGUUGGAAGGUAUGCUGAAGUACAGUCAAAUGACCAUGGAAGAUUUCAGAGAUGCCCACCCAGAGCUUGCGAUCGAUCCGCUCAACAACCCAACAAUCUUCCCGCAUACUCCUGAAUACCAGCCUGACCCUGAAGGAACUGAAAAGCCAGCUGCUCAACAUUAAACACAAUUCAUUUACGUUAUGUCUCUAGUAGUUGAUAAAUGCUCGGCUGUUCUCAGUGGCUGAUUGUGUAAUUUAUCAAGAUCUUCGGUAAAAGCAAUGCCAUGUAUAAAUCGAAAUUCGUAACAAUUCUCAGAAAUAAAUCUGUUAUCUAAAA